This is a messenger RNA of Parnassius apollo (apollo), 270 nucleotides long. NCBI's taxonomy places the organism in Eukaryota, Metazoa, Arthropoda, Insecta, Lepidoptera, Papilionidae. The record is from the annotation of a GenBank genome assembly.
AUGAGAUUUGAGAACAAACAAGCACAGCAAUUCUUCGCCUUCCCUAUUCCCACAGCGGUGUUAAACCGGUCGGUCACAGUAACGGAGCGAUUUCCGGACGACGCGGCGUCUAGCCCAACGUGCCUUCGCCGCUUCCAGAUGCCGGUUCUGGAAUUAUUUAAAGGUAGCGACCCACAUUCAAGCUUAGAUGAUCCGGCACAAUGCGGCGCGGGUCGAUGUGCGCGCGCCGCAACAGGUGAACCCUGCGGACCCGGCGCGACGACGGCCUAG